UGCCGACAUCGAUUGACUAUUGCUAACGGAUACGCUGGAUUACGCGGUAACGGCCAAAUGUGUAGCUCAAUCCGCUAGCCGUGUUUUAGGUUUACUUAUCUCUAGGUUCAAAGCCGCCGGAGGGCUUCCAUAAUUAACGUUUAUACUACUCUCCGAUACCAUGGUGUGGUCAACCAUAAGUUAUGGGGCGGCUAUAUGGGGAACACAGGAUCAUUCGUGUACUAAUGCCGUGCAGAAUCGGGCUGGACGCUUCUUUUGGGGUGUUGCUGCAGUGGCUGGUGAGAUGGCCUGGGAGCCAACAACAGUAAGGCAAUGGAAGUGUGUGGUUUCCCAUUGGUAUAGGCUUAGUAAUAUGGAUAAUUCACGUAUCAAUUAUCGCGUCUUCCAGUGGUGUCGGAUAAUCUCGAACCGGAGUUUUAGGAACUGGCAUUUUAGAUUUUUAAAAACAUUAAAGGAACUUGACCUCAUCAACGUUCAUGAUGCGAUGAGGUAUUCUAAAAUCGAAGCAUGUAAUAUGAUCCAGGAAGCUAUGAUGAACAUUUAUAAAAAAAAAGUGGUUACAUCUUUUACGGAAACCAUUGGUCAACGUAGAAUGAGAAAAUAAGCUUCGAAUAUGUGUGAACUAUAUGUGAAGUUGCCUCUUACUGGAGGCCAACGUAUACGUAGCGCACUCGCUAAAUUAAGAUGUGGGGUAGCUCCACUGCGCCUCGAAACCGGAAGAUAUGAAAACCUACUCGUGAUGGACAGAACAUGUAGAUUUUGUGUAGACCAGAUAUAGAGGAUGAGGAACACACACUUACUAGAGAUGAUGACGUCAUACGGUAACUGUACAGACGAUGUUCUAUGGACCUUGGAGACAAUUGGAGGUUGCGCCUCGGGAGACACAGGGGGACUAGGGGUCGUGUUUGGAGUUGUCUGUAUCCCACUGUGGACCUUUUCACAGCUCGCUCUGUAUUUGAUAUAUUGUCAGCCGGACGGUAAAGCCAGUAAAACAGGUACAAGUCACGUGACCUGCAUCGUCGUAUUUCAUUGGGUAGCUGAUGUUCUCAGUUUGUUCGGUUGUAUUAUGACGCAUCAAUUACCCUUACAGACGUAUUACGCCCUUACAUCAGCCAGUGUUCAUUUCCUCGCCAUCGUACCGGCCAUGUUGUCGAGUAGAAGGACUCGUCGUAGCGAUAAGGAUAUGGGUGAGACAACGUUCAACUGCAAAUGUUUACGACACUGUUGUAUGACACAGUCCUCGUGUACCGCGGCCAUGUCCAUUCUCUCCGCUGUUUCCUUGGUUACUGUUACCAUGCUACAGACGCCGUGGUACAAGUCAGCCGUAAAACGACACGACACGCCUAGCAACGGAGGAAAUAUUCACUCACAGCCCCUCCGUCUGUAUGUCUUGACGGGUUAUUGUCUCGGAGCUCUCUCGGCCGGACUUACGUGGCUGACGAAAUUCAGAGAGGUCAUACAAUUUUAUCGACCGUAUUCAUACACCUACAUCCGGGUCUUCCUUCACUUUGUCGCCAUCUUGUCUGAGGGAUUUUACGUCACAGGCGUCUUAUACUACAACCAAUCACGUGUCUUCAUUCUACACUCGCUUCCCUGGACCCUAGCCAGAAUGGGAGUUGCCGGAAUCCACAUCGGAAUACUACUACAGGGAAGCAUUCACUACUGUUCUACAAAGGAUAUCGAGACCGAUGGGGGUUACCCAGCAAUAAUACACAGCACGACGUCUGAUUCCGAUGGGAGUGAGGAGGACCAUGUGAUGUUUGAGUUUCCGCCUAUGACGUUUGAUGGCAGUGCAAACAAAGAUGACAUUUCACAGACAGAUGAGGAGGGAGAUCUGGGAAAUUCGUACGCUGUCUUUCCGUCGACAAAUACUGCCAUGACCUACAGUACUGACGGCAAAAGACAGAUGUUCGAGUAUACGUACUGUGACAGCCCGGCUGACACCUCGUCAGAACAGGAUUUGGAGUGGGACUUUGAAUGUCCAGUUGUCCACAGAGAUGACCGACCUUUGACGUCAUCACUGAAGUACGCCCGGAUGACGAUGGGGUCAUUAAAAAGUAUAUCAUCCCUGGAAUCCGAUUCCGGCUAUGAGAAAGUAGUGGACUGGUUCAAGCGCUCUUAGGACUCAGAUUGUUUACUAUAUGGGAGCAAUUUUGACUGUGUUGUUGUGUCCUGAGAACAGUGUUUACAGAUAUGAAACAGCAUUCGAUUGAUGAUACGUAAAGUCAAAGGCAUUUCUUUUAACGUUCUUCAUGAACAUUGUCUUAUUUCGAACUAGUACAUUUAUACAGUUUCCAAUUCCAAUUAUAAUAACAUAUUCACGCUUCUGCAUAUUGCAUUAUCAAGUUAGUGGAGUCCAACACAGCUAGGUCCCAUUAUGUGAUUACAUUUGUACACACAAAUUAUUUAAAAGUCUUACAUAAUUUUGUUGAAAUUUGUCUAUUUAAGCCUUUCAAGUUUAUUAUCAAUAGAAACCCAAGAAAAUUUAAAAGUGAAAAUAACACCAAUAUUUACAAUUUGAAUUAUAUUGAACUGGUGCAAAAUAAAAACAAAGAACAAUUUUUAAUGCAUAUUCUUAAAAAUGUACCAGGAGAAUAAGACCAUGUGUUUCGGAAUUGCCUCGCGUCUUCUCCCUAAAUGUAAAUUGCAACUGGUUCACCCGUUGUCAGCAUAAUGUGACCGGGCGGAAUUAAUGCUGUACUGUGUGCUUUCGGCAUGGUGUUUCAGUGACAUAGCGCUAUAAAGUUGGCAUCAGAUCCGCGCUAUCACAAGGACGCAAGC
This is a messenger RNA of Mizuhopecten yessoensis (Yesso scallop), 2781 nucleotides long. RefSeq lists its product as uncharacterized. The record is from RefSeq and is a predicted model, not a curated record. The transcript has 12 exons. NCBI's taxonomy places the organism in Eukaryota, Metazoa, Mollusca, Bivalvia, Pectinida, Pectinidae. Bases 782 to 2122 code for a protein of 446 amino acids.